GCUUUCCAUUAGACAGAGAGAGAGAGAGCAAGAUAGUGGAAGUGUGUGAGUGUGUGUGUGAUGGCCAGGUGGAGUCUGAGUGGCCGUUCGGGUCAGUUUCUCUCCACACUGAAAGAACUGCCACAGGCGAGAAGCAAUCACUCAAGUGUACCUGCUGUUAAAGAAGCUCUGUAUCAAAGGGACAACUCAACAGUUCGACCGUUCAAUGAGAUACCUGGGCUAUGGAAGAACAGUCUGGCAAAUCUCUAUACAUUCUGGAGAAUGGAUGGAUUCAGGAAUAUUCAUCGGAUUAUGGUGCACAAUUUUAAUAUCUUCGGUCCUAUUUACAGGGAAAAAAUUGGAUACUAUGAUAGUGUCAACAUCAUCAAACCUGAAGAUGCUGCUAUCUUGUUCAAAGCUGAGGGUCAUUAUCCCAAAAGACUCAGGGUGGAAGCCUGGACCUCGUACAGGGACUACAGGAAUCGCAAAUACGGUGUACUGCUAAAAGAUGGCGAGGACUGGAAACAUAAUAGGAUUAUUCUAAACAGGGAAGUCAUUUCACCAAAAGUUCAGGGCAACUUUGUGCCUCUACUGGAUGAAGUCGGUCAGGAUUUUGUGGCUCGUGUUUAUAAGAAGAUUGAGAGGAGUGGUAAAAAUGAAUGGACCACAGAUCUAUCCCACGAGCUCUUUAAAUAUGCGCUGGAAUCUGUGAGUGUUGUGUUGUACGGCGAGCGCUUGGGUCUGCUGUUAGACUACAUCGAUCCAGAUGCCCAGCACUUCAUUGACUGUAUCACCCAAAUGUUCAAGACCACCUCCCCAAUGCUAUAUCUUCCCCCGGCUCUGCUCCGUCGCCUGGGGGCAAAAAUCUGGAAGGACCACAUAGAUGCUUGGGACGGAAUCUUUAACCAGGCGGACAUAUGCAUCCAGAACAUCUACAGGCAGCUGAGGAAAGCUCCUGAAGCCAAUGGGAAGUACCCGGGUGUGCUGGCAAGCCUUCUAAUGCUAGACAAGUUGUCCAUCGAGGACAUCAAAGCAAGCGUCACAGAGCUGAUGGCUGGAGGGGUGGAUACUACAUCUAUAACACUGCUGUGGACGCUAUAUGAGUUGGCUCGUCACCCAGACCUCCAGGAGGAGAUCCGGGCAGAGAUCUCGGCUGCUCGUGUGGCCUCUAGGGGAGACAUGGUGCAGAUGCUCAAGAUGGUUCCUUUGCUUAAAGGAGCCCUGAAGGAAACUCUGAGGUUACAUCCUGUUGCAGUAAGCUUACAAAGAUACAUCACUGAGGAUAUUGUCAUUCAGAAUUACCAUAUCCCAGCUGGGACAUUGGUACAGCUGGGUCUCUACGCUAUGGGUCGUGAUCAUCGGGUUUUCACACAUCCGGAUCAGUACCGGCCCUCUCGCUGGCUCAGAAGUGAAAGCCACUACUUUAAGAGUCUGGGAUUUGGGUUCGGCCCACGCCAGUGCCUGGGUCGCAGGAUAGCUGAAACAGAGAUGCAGCUUUUCCUCAUUCAUAUGCUGGAGAACUUUAGGUUUGAGAAGCAGAGACAGGUGGAGGUGAGGAGCACGUUUGAGUUGAUCAUUCUCCCUGAGAAGCCCAUCAUGCUAACAGUCAAACCACUGCACAGAAACACAUAGGAUAACUGCAAACAGG
Molecule: messenger RNA, 1627 nt
Organism: Triplophysa dalaica
Lineage: Eukaryota; Metazoa; Chordata; Actinopteri; Cypriniformes; Nemacheilidae
Product: cholesterol side-chain cleavage enzyme, mitochondrial
Exons: 9
Coding region: 61-1611 (516 amino acids)
Biological process (GO): cellular response to peptide hormone stimulus; glucocorticoid biosynthetic process; C21-steroid hormone biosynthetic process
Cellular component (GO): mitochondrial inner membrane
Molecular function (GO): oxidoreductase activity, acting on paired donors, with incorporation or reduction of molecular oxygen; monooxygenase activity; heme binding
Source: RefSeq, a predicted model, not a curated record